AUGCGUCCGCUCCCCGUCGCGUCCGCGCGCGCGACCAUCUCCGGGAGGUCCGUCCGCGCGCUGGACGCGCCGCGACGGAGGGCCCUCCGGCGCGUCGUCGCCGCGUCCGCGGCCGCCGCGGCGAAGCGCGCGAGGAGAUCUCAACCGUCGGUCGAUCCGCCGCCCGCGCGCGCGGGCGCGGCCGCGCCGUCGCCGUCGUCGCCCUCCGCGGACCACCUCUCGAAGACCGCGCUCGGGUCGUGCGCGCUGCUCGCGAUGUGCGCGGUCGUCGAGCCCGCGUCCGCGAGGGACGUCACGGUCUCCCUCCCCGACCUCCCGGACUUUGGCGAGGUCUCCACCUCGCUGCGCGUCGCGCUCGACGGCCUCUCCAACCUGGAGGUGCCGUCCACGCGGAUGGAGUUCCUGCGGCUCGUCCUGAGCAACCCGAUCGCCGCGGUCGCGGUGAGCGUCAGCGCGUACCUCGUCAUCCCGAAAGCCUCCGAGCUGCUCGUCAAGUUCGUGCUCGCGCCGGCGAUCGUGCUCGUCGUCGCCGCCGCGGCGGCGCAGCACCCCGCGGAGACCUCCGCCGUCGCCGCCGCCGCGAUUCGAGAAGUUCGCGACAACCCGACCGUCACGAGCGGCGUCAUCCUCGCGCUGUGCGUGGUGUUCCUGUCCCCGUACUUCCUCGUCGCCGGGUUCGCGGCGAUCAUCGUGUCCGGGGUGAACGUCCUCCCGGACGCGCUCAAGCCCGCGCUCCCGCGGCCGCUUCGAGACGCGACGAAUCAGAUCGCCGCGUUGCAACGCGCCGCCGACCCGAGCGUGAAGCGCGUUCAAGGGUUCUCCGACGAGGCGUACAGACGGUCGAUGGAGGUGAAGAGCGAGAUGGAGAGACUGGCCGCGGAGGAGGCGGAGCGCGACCGCGCGGAGGCGAUCAGGAGACGCGCGGAGACGGUCGCGAGCGGGGUGACGAGCGCGAUAACCGCGCCCGCGAGGGAGGCGGAAAGGCGCGUCCGCGACGCCGCCGAAAUCGCAGCCGACGCCGCGUCCGACGCCGCGGACGUCGUCCGAGACGUGAACGCGGAGGCGACGUCCGUGACGCGGUGCGUGGAUAAGCCCACGGCGGCAUCGAGGGCGGCGUGCGUUGACGAGAACCGCGCGGAGCGGACCGCGAGGGAGGCGAAGCGGACGGAGGCGCUGCGAGCCAAGGCGCGGCGUCUUCGAGCGAACAGCGCCAAGGCGACGCCGCCUAUUCCGCCGCCGCCGGACGUUCUCGGCGCGCUGACGCGAACGACGGAGAAGUGA
Micromonas pusilla CCMP1545 is the source of this 1281-nucleotide messenger RNA. RefSeq lists its product as uncharacterized. NCBI's taxonomy places the organism in Eukaryota, Viridiplantae, Chlorophyta, Mamiellophyceae, Mamiellales, Mamiellaceae. Bases 1 to 1281 code for a protein of 426 amino acids. The record is from RefSeq and is a predicted model, not a curated record. The transcript has a single exon.